Molecule: messenger RNA, 787 nt
Organism: Chondrus crispus (carragheen)
Lineage: Eukaryota; Rhodophyta; Florideophyceae; Gigartinales; Gigartinaceae
Exons: 4
Coding region: 34-738 (234 amino acids)
Biological process (GO): transmembrane transport
Cellular component (GO): plasma membrane
Molecular function (GO): water channel activity
Source: RefSeq, a predicted model, not a curated record
CCCACUACUACCCCCUACCCCCACCAUCCCACAAUGGCUCUCGAAGAGUUCCGCGUCCGCUUCGGCAAGGCCAUCACCGAGCUCAUCGGUACGGCCAUGCUAGUAAUGACCAUCCAGCUCUCCGUCGCCGGUGGCCUGUCCAGCGCCCCGAUCGUCAUUGGUCUUGUCCUCGUCGCCCUGGUUUACGGUGGCUUCCCCAUCUCCGGGGCCCAUUACAACCCGGCCAUCUCCCUUGCCGUUUUCGUGCGCGGAAAGAUCUCUCUCCGUGAGAUGUUUGUCUAUUGGCUCUUCCAGAUCGGUGGUGGCAUCCUCGGUGCACUGCUUGGCGGCGUCAUCAUCGGAAGGACCGCAGGUAUCGCUAUCGGCACUGGCUUUGGCUUCCUGCAGGCCUUCCUGGCUGAGCUCGUCUUCACAGCCCUCCUGUGCUUUACCGUCCUUGCCGUUGCUACUAACAGCAAGGUUGAAGGCAACUCGUACUAUGGAUUCGCAAUCGGUCUGGUCGUCUUAGUGGGAGCUGCUACCGUCGGCCCCGUCAGUGGAGGUGCCUUCAACCCCGCGGUCGCUCUUGGUCUCGUUUUAGUCAAGCACUUUUGGAGGCUUGGCUACGUCAUCUGGGUCGUUCUUGCCGAGCUGCUCGGAGCCCUCGGUGGCGCUAUGAUAUUCUAUCUAUGUGUUCCCGAUGAGUUCGAGCAUGUUGGCGAGGAAGCUCGCAACUUGCUCCCGGGGCAGAAUGCCUAAGAUUCCGUUCCCUCUCCAUCGCAGUCAUCGUUGCAUGUUGUCGCAUUUC